AUGGAUUACCGCAAGCAAAUGCUUAACAUCCUCGCUAUUGUUUUCACCACUCUUCCAGCGUUGGCUCGAGGCACUGGAAACAUAGUAGUUGAUCACUAUGGUUGGACACUUGGCUUCAGCUACAGCGCUCGGGCUGAUGGCAAAGAGUUCAGAGUCGGCAACACUCUUGGAAAACACAACGUCUUCAAGGUGAAUGGCCCUGACUUCAUGGCUUGCAUUGCGCCCUCCGAGAGUGAGGAAAUGGCCACUGUAUUUAAGUAUGCUUCUGACAAAGUUGGUGGUCCAGAAUGUGAGCACUGCAGUGUGCAGCAAGAGAAUGAAGCUAUGGCUACCAGAAAUGAUGUUGUUAGACUUGCAACUCCUGGAAAGAGAUGGUACAUUUGUGGAAAAGCUGAGGCAAGCAUUGUUGGUCAGGGAUGA
Messenger RNA from Asparagus officinalis (garden asparagus), 420 nucleotides. Its product is annotated as uclacyanin 1-like. Gene Ontology annotation, molecular function: electron transfer activity. The record is from RefSeq and is a predicted model, not a curated record. The transcript is spliced from 3 exons. Gene Ontology annotation, cellular component: plasma membrane. Lineage: Eukaryota; Viridiplantae; Streptophyta; Magnoliopsida; Asparagales; Asparagaceae. Bases 1 to 420 code for a protein of 139 amino acids.